Blastomyces dermatitidis ER-3 is the source of this 1161-nucleotide messenger RNA. RefSeq lists its product as uncharacterized. Bases 1 to 1161 code for a protein of 386 amino acids. Lineage: Eukaryota; Fungi; Ascomycota; Eurotiomycetes; Onygenales; Ajellomycetaceae. The record is from RefSeq and is a predicted model, not a curated record. The transcript is spliced from 2 exons.
AUGUCUUCUUCAUUUCUAAUAGAUACUGAGCAGCAGGAGAACUUUUUGUCACCUUGUCCAGAGGACAGCACUAGCUCAGAAAAAGAACCUCGCCGGACUGAACUGACACAGGGAUCUGUAGACACUGAGUCGGCAACUAAUGACAACCGAUCAGCCAUGGAGAAUGAUGAUUCAACGGAUGAUGUUGAAUCAUUGCUAACCCCACACCUGCCGAAUUGUAACCCCCGAAGAGUUGAUUCCGCCCGGAAAGUGAAAAGAAGCCGGAUGAAUUUUUGGACUAGCCCGAUCGCUGGUUGUAUACUCACAGAGGAAAUGAUAGAACCUGAUAGCCUGUACUGCCUGUUGAUUCAGCAAUGCGGGAAAGACCAUAAUGAAGAGGUUCCACGCCUCGUGAGACUCUUUUAUGCCAUUGCAAGCCCGUACGCAUUCAAGCAGCUUGCUGAAGCCUGUAAAUCAGCCCGACUGCAAGAGCAUAAUACCCUGUCACAAUUCCCAAGUGAUGAUCAAAUGUUGAUGAACACAUUAGAUGUUUUAGAUUCGAAAUCUACGCUCCGUACUUUACUUCGGCGGUUUUUCUUGGUACGUCUGCUAGACAGCCGGAACCAAAGUGAGAAUAGCUUCAAAAUUAGGCGCACUCAAUCUGCCCCAGGCCGGGACUGCAAAAACAAAGACCGAGCCAGGGACUCUCUUUCCGGUCGUCCUGAUUCGAAUGCUGUUCAAGACCUUCUAUUUAAGUUCUAUCCCCAUAUCAAGCAUGUUGAAAAAUGGUCCGUUGAGUAUAAGGAAAAACAUACCAAGCUAAAAAACCGGCUUAAAUGGGCACGUAAUUGGUAUCUGCUGCGCCAGAAAUUUUCAUCAGGACUGCUGGCUUUAGUACCAUGUGGAGAUGAGCUGCGGAUAGGCAUUGACUGGUUCCAAACGAUACCGAUCCGUCUAUUUUCAAUCUUCCUGGAUAUUCUAGACAAAUAUCGAGGAGAAUUUCUGCGGAACAUCGGCGAUUUAAUCUCCACCGACAUUGAAGUGGUGCUAUGUGGCAGCCAUAAUGGGUUGAUGUAUGGAUUCGAGCACGAGGAUACUGAACAACUUUUAAUAGAGCGUAUGGACUCAGGUCAUCUAAUCGAUCUAUGUCAGCAGGGCAAUGUUACAGAAUGUUCUUUUUAA